AAAUGUCUAUCAGAAUACGGAGAGUGAGUUUGUUUCACUUUAGUUGUUGAGCGAUCGAUUGAGCCAGUGACAAUUUAGUGGCAAACUUUUGAUUCGUGAAAAACUUUUGAGGAAAAAUGAGUGGCCAAAACCGAAAGAAUGUUCUGAAAUUACCUAAUGGAAUCAGCAAUCGUUCAGAUGAAGUCCAAUCAGAUUUGAACUUUUUGAUCCUGAGAUACUUGAGAGCGAAGGUUGACACUGAUACCUACAAAGGACUGAGUGAAAUAUUGAAAUCGACGUCUAUCUUCUCACAGAUAUCCGCAUUUCCUGACAGUUUCCGAAAUGUGCCUGAUGACUAUUUACUGCUGGUGUGCAAGCGAGCCCUGAACCUGGCUGACCUCCAAGUUCCCAAUGGAGUCUCUAAGGUGCAGUCUUUGCUCGGAACUGGCAGAUUCUCCCUGCUGCGUACUAGCAAGGAUGUGAGCUGCGUUGACUGGACUGAAACGAAGCUGAUUGCCUCUCACAAGCAGUGCUCACUUCUACCUCCGCCAUCCUGUACCAACCCCAUCAACAUAGCGAAUGUGGUGAGGGCAAGAGCUAUAACUGGAAGGGCUCUACCGAGUCUUGUGCAGUCACCAUUUGUAGUGUUUGCCAAAAUGCGACACCUAACGAGGGUGCUUGGACACUUGAUGCACGUGUACUGCUGUUAUUUUGACAGAACGGGCACCAGAGUAUUUACGGGUGCCGAUGAUGGACUCGUUAAAUGCUGGGAUGCCCGAAGUGGUAGACUCCUCUGCUCGUUCCGAGGUUUCGAAGCAGAAGUCGCGGACGUGUUGACAAAUCAGGAGAACACACUGUUAGCAGCCGGCGGGAAUGACUCGUCUGUGCGCGUGUGGGACCUGCACACGACUGCACCUGUUGCCGUUUUGAAGAGUCACGGAGGGCUAUUGUCUUCAAUUGAAUUUUCUCCUUGGGUUGAUGGACAGAAACGCUUCCUUGCAUCAACAGCUCUCGACGGAACUCUGUGCAUCUGGCCUCAUAUCGGCACCAAUUUUGACUUCCCGCCCAUAGUUUUCAGUGAAAAGGACAAGCCCAACUCACAAACCCUGUGCCUUUCUUUUAGUCCAGGCGGCGCUUUGUUAGUGACAGGAAGCUCAGAGCAUGUACUUAGAAUCUAUCAUUUCAACUCAUCAGGAGCUGUUAGUCGAAUAGCAGAGAUCAACGCACACCAGGAUAAGAUUGACAGUAUAGAGUUUAGUCAUUGCGGGGAUAAGUUCAUCAGUGGGAGUAGAGAUGGAACGGCCAAGGUGUGGAGCCUGCAGCAGAAACAAGUUGACCAGAGAUUACAGUGGUCUUUUGAGAGUGUGACCUUGAAUGUGAACGAGCACAGCGUAGAUGGAGAUCAAUCUAAUGAUAGUCGAGUCAGUUCCUCCAACCUACAAGCUGAUAAAAACGCAACCAAACUGCGGGUACUUAUGGUAACAUGGGACCUUCAAGACAGGAGAGUUUACACUUCGGCAAGUGAUUUCUCGAUACGAGUUUGGGAUCCUACUUCGGGAAAGCACAUGGGUGCUUUCAAGGGACACCAGGACGAAGCUUACGUCAUUCAACCGCACCCGUUUAAUCCCAGAGUCUUGUUAAGUGGGAGUCAUGACGGUUACUUGAUCAUUUGGGACUGCUAUACGUUCCAACCAAUCAAGAAGUUUUACAACCAGAUGGAAGGCCAAGGAUUCAGCUCAGUGUUCGACUGCAAAUGGUCACCUGACGGAUUAAGCAUAGCUGCCACUGAUGCGUUCGGUCAACUGCUCAUUAUCGGUCAUGGCAACGUUCAGCCUUACCAGAAUAUUGAGUAUGAACAAUUCUUCCACACUGACUACAGGCCGCUUCUCUGGGACGAAAGGGGGACUGUUUUGGACGAGCAGACUCGAAUUGCACCACACCUGAUGGUACCUCCCUUCCUUGUCAAUGGAGAUGGUGCUCCUUAUCCACCAGAAAUCCAAAGAAAAGUGCCUGGAAGGGAAAACUUAACGGAUGCUUUGCAGGUGGCGGUCACUAAUAGGUCAGAAGAAGGUCCACUGCGAGUUAUUUCUGGAGUAUCCGCCUUGGAUUCAAUGAUCGAGCGACUUGCAAAUCAACAACGCCAAAAUGGCGUCCUCAGUCCCGAAAACGCAGCGCCAGCAACCGUUUCUGGGACUAGACCAAAUAUUUCCCCGGUGGGAUCUCAUGCAGUUGCAUCCAACACUCUUAGUCCGUUGUUUGCGUCCCAGCUGGACCAGAUCAAAAGUUCAUUUGCUGUGUGGUCCCACAGAAUACUCGCACCGCCAUUGAAUGAGCAAGCUACUUCCGCAAACAUGAAGAUGAGGAAGAGAUUAUACGCGAGUGACAUGGCAACGUGGCAUCCUAACAACCUUAGAAGACAGUUCAAACGGGAACUAAGAAUUCGCGAAAAUAGAGAAGCAGCUCGACUGAAAGAAGCACUUGAGCGUCAAGCACCUUUCGCUCACCUUGUAGCAUCAGGAUCUCGGGCUCAACCUCCCGCAUCGUCAACGCGACGAAGAGCACCACGAGCUCCAGUUGCGGACCCGCCGAUUGUGACAGCGAACGCUAGUGGCUCCAAUAAAGAGGAAGUGACCGCCAGUUUUCUCAUAAAUGAAGAGUCGAACUUGAACCCUCCUGAAAGUCUGUCUGGUUUGUCCGUAGUUGAUGAGGCGGAAGAGUCCACUAUUACGUCUUCGCAAAGUUCACAUCAGCCAAUCCUCGAAGGCAGUUCCAGUCCACGUAAAGGAGACUCAAAAGACUUGGACAUAUCAAAUGUUACAAUUAAACUGGGAGUAGAUAAUGGAGGCGGAGGAGCGGGAAAGAAGAGUUUCGUGAUUGAAGACUCGAAUGAGGCGGCUGCGGCAGUGAUGAGUGACGACUACUACGAAAAGUGUAGUGGGUCCAGCAGUGGAUCCAGCUCAGAGGCUGAAGAUGACGGCUUGGGAUUGAUGCACCAUGCGUACGACAAGGAGUCUUCGAACGAAAGUAGUGCCAGCUAUGAGGGAAUGUACGGAUCAGAUGACCCUGACUUUGACAUGAAUCGGGCAAGAAGAAGCACCAUGGAAGAACUGAUGCCAGUAUCCUACUCCUCAGGAGCCAGAAAGAAACUCCUGAUGUCCAAGAAACUCACAAGUGGUGACAGCUCGUCCAGUCCUCGGAAACGGAAGAGACCGAAGCUGAAACAUGACGUCAUGCUGAAAGGGAAGAGAAGGAAGAGAACCAUGAAAAGACGCCCGAGGAGUCUGAGCGAUUCUGAGGGACGUCGAAAGCGCAUCAAGUACAGAGAAACUUCUCAGCACAGAAAAUCUCGCAUCAAAAAGGCGUUUGACUCCGAAUCAGAUUCAUCCAUGGUGAAAGCUGAUCAUUCAAAACGGAACAGUGCCCAUGGACCCAAUUUCCUUGGAUACGAAAGAGGACCCAAACGAAACGCGGCUAAACAAGCCCAGCUCCAGGUUUUUGAGCACACGCCUUCGUAUUCGAAGUGGGUCACGGAUACAGUAAUGCAUCGGACUCCUUACGUGCCUCAGAUUGGAGACACGGUCUACUUCUUUCCAGCUGGACAUGAUAUAUACAGAAAGAGGGUCCAGACCAUUGAACUUUACUUAUUGCAAGAGUUUUGUCCACAAGUUGAACUGCCGAGAUGUAUAAAAGGAUCCAAGCGUAUUCUCGGGCAAGUUGUGGAGCUCAAGUAUAGAAGUGUGCCAGCCUAUCCAACAAAGUCAAUAGUUUCUGGAAUUUUAAAUGGUGAUAUUGGAUCUCACCUGCAGUUAUGCACAGCGACUGUAGUUCCUCUUAUCGACGAUAACUCAACUUCCCCUUGCACUCAGCCGAUUCCUGACUGUGAGCCGAUUGAGAUCACGUGGCACGACCUAGAACACAUUGAGGACUGUAUACUGCUGCACCAUGUCGUGAGGGAGGCUAUAAAUCAGAACUGGCAAGUUGGAGACAGGUUCAAGAUACCUCUAGAAAACAAAUGGUUUUAUGGAACUAUUGGGGAGAUAAAACCGAACAAUGGCGGAUUCAGUUGCGCAAUAGUCAAGUAUGAUAAUGGAGACGAUGACGUCAUCAGUAUGUGGGAUAUGAAGAAGUUGACAGAUGAUGAUCAACAGGUGUUGUACAAGAGUGGGAGUGGCAAGAGGUUUGGCUGCGUGGCGUGCAUAGAUAUGAAGCCAGAGGACGAACUGCAGUUCCAGUACAACUCCCUCGGCGGAGAGUGGGGCGACUCAGAUAGACACAAAGAAAUGGACAGGAUCAAAGAUUGUCUCAUCCAAUUGGCUGAUGAGAAAAUAGCCGAACAAUUUGGAGCUCCAGUUGACCUAUCUCUGUUCCCAACAUACAUCGACUAUAUUGGGUACCCAACUGAUCUACUGACGAUUAAGCAAAGGAUCGAGAGUGGCUUCUAUCGGCGCAUGAUGGCCUUGACGUGGGAGGUUGACUUGGUGGCACAGAAUGCGGAGAAGUUCAAUUAUCCGACUGCUCCUAUAGUCGCAAACGCAAGAGUAGUCACGGCUAUCUUGAAGUACAUUGUCAGGGAGCAGACUUGUGUAGAUGUAAAGCCAGUGAUUGGAAGAAUGAAAGAUACACUCCUCAUGAAUCCCAAGAUUGACCUCACCUCGCAGUUGAGAACUUCAAAAUUUGAUUCCUCUUGGAAGAGUCAAUGUGCUUCGCUAAUGGUGCAACUCAUGAGCAGACCAGAGUCCGUUCACAUCCGUGAGUCGGUUAUGGGCGAAUCUGGAAUCAACAGUGGUGGCAGUGAAGUCGGAACUUCAGCUCAGACUGGUUCGAAUUCUGGUGAACAUUCAUUCCAGAGGAACCGCACUGAAAGCUCGCUCAAUUUGUGUCUGAUUCAAAGUAAAUUGAAUAUGGAUUUAUACGAGGACCCAUUGCAAUUUGCGAAUGAUAUCCGAGUCUUGUUCAAUGAGUCAAAACUGUGCAAUGCCUCCAAGAAGUCACGAACAAAAGCAAUGACGAUCAAGUUAUCUGGAAUUUUUGAGGAGCAUUUUCAAGUCAUUUUUGAGGACUACAAAGAAGCACGGCGCUUCUACGAAAAUGUCAACUUCGGGGGUCGCAAUCGCAAUUUUUUCCUUUGCCAGAAGAGCUCUAGGCACCUCAAGAAGAAGUUUCCACGCAAGAGUCGUGAGUCUGAAAGUGAAAUGGACCAAGAUGCGAGAAACAGUGCUGGAACUCCCGAAGCCACGAGUUCAAACCAUCUGAUGACUAUAAACGAAGAAGAAACCAAUAACGUCACUCGAAGACCGGAUGUGUGUGAAAACAAUUUACAAUUUGAAGACGAAACUGAUGAAAAUGAAGCAAUGACGUCCUCCUGUUCUUCACAGGAAGAGAAUGAUAAUGAAGAAACUCUUGUAUAUGAUGAUCGAAAUGAAGAUACUCGUAAAUUUCAAUCCGAAACUGAGAAAACCAUACCUGUGACACCUGAUGAACAAAAUUCCGACGAUCAAGUUCAAAAUAUUGAAGUUGAUCACGAAGAAACUGUCAAAGUGAACGGAUAUGAAAACGCAGAAGAUGAUCAGUUACUUGAAGUUGAUGAUGAUUAUGAUGAUGAUAAUCUUGAUGACAAGGAUUCAGAUAAAAAUCAAAUUGAAGCUUCUGAAUUAAGUGAAGAUGUUGAGCAACCGAAAGUUUCUAGGCCUGAUUUCAUUAAAAAACCGACAAGAAACGUGGAAAGUCACGAAACAUUUUAUGUGAAAUCAGACGUCGAGUUUGAAGAAUGUGUUUCGUAUUCUUUUCGCAAUAGAAAUCCUGAAUGUACUCUCAAAGAGCAAAGUUCCAGUUCAGAGUCGGAAGACUCAUAUCAGGAAAAACCGCCUCCUCGUUCUGUACGCAGAGAUCCUGCUCCUUCAAAGUGCUCAAAUAGCUCACGGUCUUCAAGAUCAACAUUGGCGAAAGGUUCAAGGCCAUUGCCACCCCCUCUUGAACCGUCUCCGAAAAAGCGCAGAGUGGCAAAAAACAGAUCAAAAAGGCCAAAUGAAAUGCGAUCGGAAGCAUCGUCAAAUAAAUCCCAGAGGUCAUCUGCCAGAAUCGCAACUUCUAGGUCGCUUAACUUAACUUACAUGUACUAUUACGAAUCAGAUUAUGGCUUUUCAGAUGAAAACUAACUCGACCUAUUCGCUAAAAAAACUUGGUAAAAUUUGAAGUUGUGAAUUGAAAUUUAAAGUUUAUGUAACUAACAGUUACGAUUGAACUGUCUACUUACCUUUGUAUUCUGUAUUGUAGUGGUCUAGUGAAAUCUUUUUAAUUUAUCUUAAUGCUUUUUUGGGCUAGUCUCAAGGUAUUUACUCGAAAUUUUAUAACCUGAAUUAAAAAAUUUUUCUAUCUCA
Symsagittifera roscoffensis is the source of this 6356-nucleotide messenger RNA. RefSeq names its product bromodomain and WD repeat-containing protein 3-like. The record is from RefSeq and is a predicted model, not a curated record. Gene Ontology annotation, molecular function: protein binding. NCBI's taxonomy places the organism in Eukaryota, Metazoa, Xenacoelomorpha, Acoela, Convolutidae. Gene Ontology annotation, cellular component: nucleus. The transcript is spliced from 23 exons. Gene Ontology annotation, biological process: regulation of transcription by RNA polymerase II; regulation of cell shape; cytoskeleton organization. Bases 117 to 6134 code for a protein of 2005 amino acids.